Messenger RNA from Macrosiphum euphorbiae (potato aphid), 912 nucleotides. The record is from the annotation of a GenBank genome assembly. Lineage: Eukaryota; Metazoa; Arthropoda; Insecta; Hemiptera; Aphididae.
AUGAGUGUAUCGGGGGAAAAUGCCGUAGAUGUCGAAGAACCGGAACAGUUCAGGAAAUUAUUCAUUGGUGGACUUAACUAUACAACUACAAAUGAUUCAUUAAAAGAAUUUUUCGAAAAGUGGGGCGAUAUUGUCGAUGUAGUCGUUAUGAAAGAUCCUGUGACAAAAAGAUCACGAGGAUUUGGUUUUAUUACAUAUUCAAAAGCUUCAAUGGUAGAUGAUGCUAUGGCCAAUAGACCUCAUAAAAUUGAUGGCCGUGAAGUAGAAACAAAACGUGCUGUCCCUCGUGAUGACAUAGACAAACCUGAUAUAGCUUGGACUGUAAAAAAAAUGUUUGUCUCUGGAAUUAAAGAACAAGCUGAAGAAGACUUAAAAGAAUAUUUUGGACAGUAUGGAAAUAUACUUAACAUUCAAAUUAUUGCAGACAAAGAAACUGGACAACGUAAAGGCUUUGGAUUCAUUGAAUUUGAUGAUUCAGACUCAGUUGAUAAAGCUGUUUUAAUCAAAACCCAUGAAGUUUCUGGAUCUAAAUUAGAAGUUAAAAAAGCUGUCAGUAAAGAUGUAGCAUCGGCUUCUAGAGGUCGCAGAGGUGGCCGUGGUGCUAGUGGUGGAAGAGGACAAAGUUGGGGAGGACCAAAUAACUGGGGAGGUAACCAUUUUGGGGGAUAUGGCAAUGGAGGCAGUAGUGGUGGUUGGGCUCAAGGUGGUCCUCAAGGUUGGAAUAAUGUUUGGGGUAGUCAAGCUACCCAAGGAGGUUGGGGUAAUAGAGGAGGUAAUUGGGGAGGUAGUCAAAGUAGUGGAUAUGGAGGUGGACCAAUGCGAGGAAAUUUUGGUAACAACAGAGCAGUACCAUAUCAUACAGGCCGUGGAGGUAGUGGUAAUUUCCAUCAAAAUUCAAGAGGGAGGUAUUAA